GCCUACAACAAGAUGGCUGCUCAGUGAGAGAUUGUGCUCGCCAGCUCACAGUUCCUAUCUUUCGGCUCUAAUGUUUGUAUACCUUGCUCUCAUCCAUCAAAAUAUAUAAUGAUAUCAAGCAUAAUUUCUCGUCUAGUAAUACUUCUCUUCGGUACUCUUUAUCCGGCUUAUGCGUCCUACAAAGCUGUGCGAACGAAAAAUGUCAAAGAAUAUGUGAAAUGGAUGAUGUACUGGAUCGUGUUUGCACUCUUCACAUGCGUCGAAACGUUCACUGAUGUAUUCAUCGGUUUCUGGUUUCCGUUCUACUACGAGAUAAAAAUAGUGUUGGUGCUAUGGCUGCUGUCUCCGGCGACGAAGGGCUCGAGCUUCCUCUACCGCAAGUUCGUGCAUCCCAUGCUGGCCAAACGAGAGCCGGAGAUCGACGAAUACAUUGCUCGUGCCAAAGAACAGGGUUACACCACCAUCCUCCAACUUGGAUCUCAAGGCAUGUCAUUUGCCACCAAUAUGAUAAUGCAGACUGCUAUUAAGGGUGGAGGUGGAAUUGUUAACCAUUUGAGAAAAAGUUACAGCUUGUGCGAUCUCAGCAAAGACAUCGACUUGAGGGCGGAUCUGAACCGCAACAGUAUGGGGCUUCCAGAUGAGACUGUCGAUGGCAUACGAGAGUUGCAGUGUGAGAUGCGCACACGGAGUGCGCGGCAGAAAGCGGCGGCUGCGGGUGUGGGUGGGGGUGUGGCCGGAAGUCACAUGGACCUCUACUUCCCCGAAGUCGACGUCAACAUUCGAUCUCAACACUCCAUUCCGCUCAGUCAAAUUCGAUCGACGGAUGACAUCAGUUGUGGGUACGGCGGAGAGGUGGCGGGGGAGGGCUUGGUGCGGUCAGGCUCGCUGAACACGGCGAGAGUCAGGAGGCCGAGGGACGAGGUGAUGGGUGGAGUGGGGAGAGGGCGCAUCUCCAGGCGGGGUCUCACCUCCGAGGUUCCAGUCGGCUACGCUACUUUGCCCAGGAGUACCAAGAAGCCACCCCGCAAAAAGACUCAAUGAAAUGAGACACCAUUUCAACCUUGAUCCUAAGUUGAUGUUCCAAUAAAUCGAUAAGAUAGAGAGCUUACCAUUUAGUUUUAGCUGAGUGAACUAGUAUCACUCUAAAAUGCUGUUUUAGUUUGUUUUAUCAAUUUUGUUACGCGACAAAGAUUUUAAUUUCAAUGACCAGCAGAAAACCUUUGUUGAUUUUUUUCUAGACUUGUGAUUUUGUUUAUUUACCUAUUGUUUAAAGGCUUUAUUUAUAUUUGAGUCAAAGUGUUUUAUUUUAUGUGCUAUUUAUUUAAUUUAUGAUGCUUGGAGAAGAUGAUAAGUAUAUUUGUAUUCUAUCAAUUUAUUAUUUAAAGGUCUGCUUUGGAAAUUCUUAUUUAUUUAUAGAUGGAUCGCCAUUGUAUUUUUAAUUUUAAUUGAUUGGACUCUUCAUUGUGAUGUUGAAUAUCAAUGGAUAAUAAAACUGAUUAAUAAUCUACUAUGUAUUGAUAUAAAAUUUUAACAUUUUCACAUUGUUUAAUUGGAACUGGAUUCCCUAAAAUACUGAAAAUUAAAAUCGUUCUGUAGUAUGUGUAUUGUUGAUAAUAUACUCAAAGCAAAUAUUAUAUAAUCCAAGACUGUUAUUCAAGUUAGAAUGUAAAUAAUGAUGUUGUUAUUCAACAAAGAACUGUUACGAAAAAUAUAGUUAUAAAUGGCAUAGAGAAUGCGACUGUAUUGACCCGACCGACCAUACGACAGUGCUAUCCUAUAAUAUGCAUAGGUGGAGUAAUCUAGGUCUAUAAUGCUCUAAGCAGUAAUAAUAAGAGAAGCUUUAACAUUUUUACUUUUAAUGAGACUCUAGUUGUAAAAAUGAUAAUAAUUAUUGUUCAUUUAUACAUGAAGCAGCUUUAAAGCUAUUGGUGUACUAACACGUAUUAUAAUAUUAUAGCACUUUUAGAAAAAACUUUAUAUUGUGAUGGAUAAUGAGUUCUAUUUUUGAAUGCUUGAAUGUGCGAAAUUGAAUGAUUGUCUAAUUUGAACAAAACAGAAGAAAUCGUCGAGAUAACAUUAUUUAGAAGCAUAAUCAGAGAAACGUUUUAAAAUUAUUUUCUUGUUAGUUUUCUGGAUUUCUUUGACCGUAAUAUUAAAUUAUUAUUGUUUCAGAGAAUUUGAAGUGAAAGUAAAAAUUGAGUGUAUAAAUGCAAGACAGUCAUCUAGAUGAAGUGUUUAAAUUUCACGCAUUUGAAAAUUGCGUAUAUCUAUGCAUUAAAAAUAAGUUCUUUAUAUUUUUUAAAAAUUGAUAUGCCUACUUUCUUGAGUUAGGAAAAGAAUUUCUAAUCACUUGAAUAAGUAUUAUCAUAGAGAAAGAAUACGCUGUAGGCUAUGCUUAUUCUAUGGUAUUAUUAGAAUAGAAAGAACCAUUUGCACCUAGGUAACUGGUAUUUUCACAGGUUUAGGAUUUAGAAUUCAAGGGUUCUACUAUUUAUAUAAAUGUAAAGUUCGAAUAGAACUAAGUGAUGUAUAUCAUUGAUCUUACAAUUUCCUUGUACUGAGUAGUAGAAGUAUUAUUAUUGUUUUAUGCUAAUUAAAUAAUUGUAUUACAAUUAACUAUUUAUAUGGCAAUGGAUUUGUUUUACAUAAGAAGUAUGACGGUGUUCAAUUCUAAUUUUGUUGAUUUAAGAACCCUGCUUCUUAAUUUACUUUUAGAAAAAAGAUUGUUUUAUUAUUUUCAAUUUCAAAUAUGAAUUAUGGCAAAAAAUGUCAUAUUAAUUUGAAAAAUGAUUUUUGUAUUAGAAUGUAAUUAUUUAUCAACGUAGUAUAUUUUUCCUAGAAGUAAUUCUAAUUCUUUUUUAUUUAAUUAUGUUCAGUCCUACUACAGCCAUAGAAUGAGAAUACAGAGUAUUUUAUUAGUAUUUGUGUUCUUUGGUACCACUUACGGUACCUAUAUGAUUUCUAUUGUUUUUUAUUCAAGUCCCAUAAGAUUAUUCUUAGAGAAAUCUCAUUAUGAUAUCUAAUUCUCCUUUCCUGAAUAGUUGUGUAAAAUAAUGGUAUAGUCAUUUGAUGAUGUAGGUAACUAUAGCACAGGCUACAUUCAACUUUAAUAAACGUUUAAAAAACUCACCUCAAUAUGUUUAUUCUAGAGCGAUAUAAAUGUGCUAAACCAUGAAUCUUUAAUGAUCUUUAAAAACAUUUACCUAUUUUGUUUAAAUAUUCUUUGAAAUAAUAUUAAUUCCUAAGGUCAGAAUGGAAGGAAAAUUAGACGAUGUUAAUAAUAUCGAUAUAAAAUAUGGAAAAUGUAUUUUCAUUAAGAUGUUAAAAUUGUAAUGUAGGCUACCGUACGAAAAGUGUUUGAUAUUUUUGGAUAGAGUUUAGUGAAUUUAAGAAUAGAAUUAAGAAAUCAGACAAAACAGUUGAGAAAGUAUACAAUAUUGAUUAUUGUUACAGUAGAAAAAUGCCUAAGAAUUGCUGAAGAAACAUAGUACAGUAUAAGAAUAUGAUGCCAAAAUAAUUAUUGUAGAGUACUACAGCAAAGAAAACAUAUCAUUAAAGGCUACAGAAAUUUCAGUAGAAUUUAUGAUAGCACCCAAGUUUAUUGUCUGUUUAUUUCACCAUGGAUCUAUUCCUCAAAGUCUGUUUACAAUAUUUUAUUAUAAAAUUACGUAUUAUUUUGAUUUAAAAAUUUUAUUAUUAAUACAUCGAAAUUGAUUCAAAGAUUUAGUUGAUUAUGAAAUCGGAUAAAAAAUUAAAAUAUGAGAUAAGAUAUUCAAUAUAGGCUAUAUGAAUGAUAUUUUAUCUCAUAUAACUCAUAUUUUAUGUAUACAAUUAUUUAAUACACGGAUCAAUUAAUAUGAAAAUAUGACGUCUAAAACUGUAUCUAUCAUAACUUACUAAACCACUUCUCAUUCACAAGAAAUUCCGUCUUUUACUUCCGCCCAAUGAGUUAACAAUAAUUAUUAAAGUUAAAAUAACAAUAAUAUUACAAAUGUAUUUUUGAAAAUUAAAGUACAGUAUUGGCUACAAUACAGAAAUGAUCAGGAGUCUAGUGGAUAGUAGCCUAGAAUCAGUCGAUGAAGGAACCACCUAUAUAGCUAAUUGUAUAAAGCUAAUACACUUUCAUUGAAUUUUUUAUGUAGAAUUGCACUGACUUUUGUUUAUUUUCCGCCUCUUUGCACUUUACGACAAUUAUAGCAGUUAUAGCUUAUAGGCUAAGCAAAAUUGAGAUUGAACAGUCUAUUAGCGAAUAGUAUUUAGAAAUGCAUAUCUUAUACCUACUUUGAAAAUAUUGGCUGUGAAAGAAAAUUUAUUUCAAAUGUUGUAGGCCUAUUUACAUAUAAAAUUGUCGUGGUGUCAAGGUUUGAUGUUAUUGCUCUCAUUUUAUUAUAACAUAUUAUUUAUUCUAUGUGAAUUAUACAAAUAAUUUAAUUAAAUCCCACAUAAAUAUCUCUGCUACUUGAUACAGUAAUUUUAAGUAUUGACAUUUCAGUGAAUAGUAUUUAUUGCUCUACUAAUUUUCACGUUAUAAAAUUGUAUUAUAAAAACACCGCCAAACACGAAUGCCGCAAAACAAAUUAACCAAAUUGCUUUUAUUUGUGACUAAAUUUUGAUACCCUACUUGUUGGAUAACUUUUUUCUGCAAUAUGAUUAGGAAAAUCUCAUAUUUUUCGUUGUAAAUAGGCUAGUUCAAAAUCAAAAUAUGAAUAUGAAAUAUGUCAGCCAAGCUGCCAAACUAUAUGAACUAUAGGACCUUGAGGCUACAUUCCAUUCUUAUAUAAUAUAUAACAAUAGAACAAGGGAAAUUAAAAGUGAAACUUUUAAAAAUAUACAGAUUCAUAAUGUUUUUAAAUUUACCUGUGGGAAGAUGAACGUUUGUUUAAAUGCUGAAAAAUUAAUGUUUGACAAUAUUUUGUAUACAACCAUAGCCACCUCUAAUACAGGUAGCUAUGUAUUAGAGGUGAUUAUGUAUUAGACGUGGCUAUGAUAGAACUCAUUAUCAAUAUCACAAUAUUAGAUCUACUAUGAAUGCUAAUUAAAAUUCCAUCUACAGUAUGUGGCGUAGCUGUUCUAAGUCAUACAUAAGUUAGAAUAUUAUAUAAUGUUAUUGUUAGUUAUUUAAGAAUAUUGUUGAUACGUAUAAGAUCUAGUGAAUUUGUUAACAUUUUGAGCACAAUUUUAAUUUAUUUGGUCAAGGGAAUUUUUGAACUAAACGUAAUUUGAUAGGAGAAAUUGUAAUAGUUAUGAUUACAAUCAAGGGAGUGUAAAAUCUAUUUUUCAAGUCAGUGUCCUUUAUUAGAUAUUAGAUGGAAUGUUUGUGUUUAAUCAACAUGAUUGUUUUGUGAUUAGUAUAGUAUUUACUUUUCUACCCAAGCAAUUUUUUAUUACCUAUCUGAUUUAGAAAAUCUAUUGAAUGUUUGUUUGUCCCUUUUGUAUUGAUAAAUUAUUCAACAUUUUGUCAUUUCACUCUUUGACAAUAAAAAAGUAUUAUUGAA
Messenger RNA from Nilaparvata lugens (brown planthopper), 5495 nucleotides. It is a transcript of the gene ReepA, whose product is annotated as receptor expression-enhancing protein 1. Bases 109 to 1041 code for a protein of 310 amino acids. Gene Ontology annotation, biological process: endoplasmic reticulum tubular network organization. Gene Ontology annotation, cellular component: endoplasmic reticulum membrane; endoplasmic reticulum tubular network; cytoplasmic microtubule. The record is from RefSeq and is a predicted model, not a curated record. Lineage: Eukaryota; Metazoa; Arthropoda; Insecta; Hemiptera; Delphacidae. Gene Ontology annotation, molecular function: microtubule binding. The transcript is spliced from 9 exons.